Thalassophryne amazonica is the source of this 2183-nucleotide messenger RNA. RefSeq names its product serine/arginine repetitive matrix 3 (gene srrm3). The transcript has 14 exons. NCBI's taxonomy places the organism in Eukaryota, Metazoa, Chordata, Actinopteri, Batrachoidiformes, Batrachoididae. The coding region runs from base 29 to 1945 and encodes 638 amino acids. Gene Ontology annotation, molecular function: mRNA binding. The record is from RefSeq and is a predicted model, not a curated record.
CGGAGGAAAAGAGCCCCGAGAAGGAAUCAUGUAUGAUGAUGCCAGAGUGUCUUCUCCUAACGAUGGUGCAAACAGAAUGGCUGCAAUUUCUGCAGCAGGAACCGCUGCAGGUCCAGGAGGGGCAUCACCAUCUGCAGUUCUUCUGCCUAAACCUGAGGAGCAGCAGCUCAAGGAGGAGGAACCCGAUCCCAAAGUAGAGCCUGUGCUGUUGAAAAAGCCACACAGAGAGAUUCUGGACCAUGAGAGGAAGAGGAGGGUGGAGCUGAAAUCCAUGGAGCUUCAAGAGAUGAUGGAAGAGCAAGGGUACACUGAAGAAGAGAUUCGGCAGAAGGUGAGCAUCUUCAGACAAAUGCUGAUGGACAAAGAGGGUGUUAUCACCCGUGACAGCUCACACGUACAGCCAGUGGUCAACCACCUGCACUUUGAGCCUCAUGAGUACGAAGAUGACCCAGAAUUGGCCGGCUGUGACGAUGGCGACUAUGAUGAUUACCAUGACGACAACAGAGUAAAGAAGAAAUCGAGCAGCUCACCAUCCCCUCGGCCAAAGAAAAGGAAGAAGAAGAAAUCUGGCCGCAAAAGAAGUCGACUUUGCAGCUCCUCACCCACCCGCAGAGAGAAGAAGAAAAAGAGUGGGAAGAAACACAAGCGAGACAGAUCUGCAUCUGGCUGUAGGAAAAAGAGGAGACACCGAUCAUGCAGCCCAAAGAACAAACACAAAGACAAGAACAAACAGAAAAAGAGGUCACCUGCUGAGACACCAGGUCGGAGUUCACACCGUCAAGGCAGCUGCUGCAGCUCCCGUAGUGCCUCCUUGUCCUCCACACGGAGCACCUCCAAAUCUCCUGCCAGACUCAACUCCAAACUCAAGACAGAAGGACAAAAGAUGUCCAGCACCUUGCUGUCACCGGGCCACAACAGUCCUACCACAUGGCAUAAUGGGGACCACACUCAACGAAGCCGCAACGGCAAGCCCAGCAGACUCAACCAUGCCGACGGCCAGAAGGGGCUCAAUAAGCUCCAUCUGCCUGCUGCUGCUGCCUCUGUGAGUUUCCAGUCCACUCUGCUGAGAGAGCACAAGCUCCACAGCGCCCCCAGCAGGAGCCAGGUGGAACAGCCCGGUGCAGCAGGAAAGGCUGUGAGCGCAGAUGGCAGGAACACAGCUGUAGGGAGCGCCAUGAGCCAGACAGGGAGGCCAGGGAGUCAGAGGGGCCCAACUAAGAGCUCCCAGUCCCCCGCCAAGAGCAGUGACUCAACCCACUCCCAGCACAACCACGCCCACAGAGGGAGGAGCUCACGGCGGCAGAAAAAAGCAAAAGGCGGCCACUCUUCAAAGCGGCACCAUCGGCCCGCUCGGGGUCAGGCUCACCACCGGAGCCCGUCCGCGUCUCCGGGACGCCACUCACACACCUCAGCCAGGAAAAAAGCAGAGUGUCGAAGCCGGCAGAACCUCCGGCAGCGCAGCAGCUCCUGGAGCAGCGGGCACUCGUCGUCGCGCUCCGCCUCCAGAGACAGAGGCCUCAGCAAGACCAAGUCCCCACACGCCAGAGACAACAACUCCAGGGAGAGGGACAGCCUGAACCGCUCCGAUCCAGAAAGCCGAGCUCGCCGCCGUUCACGCAGCUACUCGCCGAUUCGCAAAAGGAGAAGAGAUUCUCCCAGCUUCAUGGAAGCUCGCAGGAUCACCAGUGCUCGGAAACGGCCGAUUCCCUACUAUCGGCCCAGUCCUUCGUCAUCGAGCUACGACAGCAGCCCCUCGCGGUCCAGUCGCAGUCGCAGUCGUAGCUACAGCAGCUACAGCCGCAGCAGGAGCCACAGCCGAAGCCACAAUAACCGAAGCCACAGCCGAAGCCAGAGCUGGAGCAGGAGCCGGAGCUGGAGCAGGAGUCACUCACGCAGUCACCACAGUCGCUCCAGUCGAAGCAGCUAUGACAGCCCCGGCUUCUGAACACAAAGCACACAACAGAGAAAUGCAGUGAAGCCGUCCUGCUCAAUGGAUCUCGAACAGUGUCCAAGUAUAAUCCAGGACCCAAAGUCCUCCACUUUAAUCCAUUAUUGCUAUGAACCUGGAUCAAAGAGGAGAAAUGCAUCCUGUACUCUGAAAUUGGCUUUCAUCGUUCGUGUAUUCACGUACCCAUGUAUGGGUUACCACCACUAGGGGCUGCACGACUUAUAUCAACACAAGU